Molecule: messenger RNA, 1130 nt
Organism: Periconia digitata
Lineage: Eukaryota; Fungi; Ascomycota; Dothideomycetes; Pleosporales; Periconiaceae
Source: the annotation of a GenBank genome assembly
CAACAAGAAGCUCAAAGCAUCACUAUAGGAAACAGUACUAGAGCUCUCUUACCAAACCACCACGACACCCCGACAAUCAAUCCAGACAAAGAACAACAAGAAAAAAUGCCAGACCAAACCAAAUACACCACCAAACUCUCAAACGCCCGCGUUCUGAUCAUCGGCGGCACCUCCGGUCUAGGCUACGGCCUCGCCGAAGCGCUCCUAGAAUCCAACGCGACAAUCGCCCUAGCCUCGUCGACGCCCUCGCGCCUCUCAUCCGCAAAAGCCUCCCUCUUAGCAUCCUACCCCAGCAAAGCCUCAAACAUCUCCACCUUCACAGUCGAUCUCUCGCAGCCCGCGACGCUCGACGCACAACUGUCUUCGCUGUUCGAAAGCGCGGUCAAGGAGAUUGGAGGGGACGAGGGUAUGCUGGAUCAUGUGGUGUAUACAGCCGGGGACGCGCUGUUUAUGACUUCGAUCGAGGACCUGGACAUCGACAAGGUGAUUGCGGCGGGGAGUCUGCGGUUUUUCGCGCCGUUGAUGGCGGCGAAAUAUGUGCAGCGCUACGUGAGGAAGGAUGCCGCGAGCUCGUAUACGAUUACGAGCGGCGCGGUUGGGGAGAAGCCGAAUAAGAAUUGGAGUGUUGUCGCGAGUUAUGCUGGUGGGCAGCAUGCCAUGAUUAGGAAUUUGGCGGUGGAUUUGAAGCCCGUUAGGGUUAAUGGGGUUGCGCCGGGUGCUGUGGAUACCGAGAUGUGGAAGAUGGGCGAGGAGGCCAAGAAGAAGAUGUUUGAGGGCAUCGGGGCGGGCUUGUUGACGGGGAGGGUGGGGAGGGUCGAGGAUGUUGUCGAGAGUUAUUUGGCUGUUUUGAAGGACGGGAAUAUGGUUGGGACUAUGAUUAGGUCGGAUGGAGGGCAUACAAUUGUCUGAGGUACUCUUGUGAAGGAAAAGGAUUAUGGUGGGGGGGGGGGGUAGUAUUGAGGACUUUUGUUCUUUUUAUUUAUGCUAGCAAUAUACUGGAUUUCGUCGUUUAUCCUCAUCCUCAUAUCCAUGGCAGACCACUACUGCUAUCUGUCCUCUCAUUUCUCAACCGCCCCUUCAGCUUUUGCUAUGAUAUCGCUGUCGAAUGACAUCGUCAAUUUCGGGUAUAU